Molecule: messenger RNA, 2227 nt
Organism: Telopea speciosissima
Lineage: Eukaryota; Viridiplantae; Streptophyta; Magnoliopsida; Proteales; Proteaceae
Product: two-component response regulator ORR21-like
Exons: 6
Coding region: 221-2200 (659 amino acids)
Biological process (GO): cytokinin-activated signaling pathway; phosphorelay signal transduction system
Molecular function (GO): DNA binding
Source: RefSeq, a predicted model, not a curated record
GUCUUGAAGGUAGAAAGGAAGGAUUCUCGUUUCGUUUCCUUUUGCUCUUUCUCUCAGUCUGGCCUUAUAGAUCCGGCGGUGAAUUGGUGGUCAUGUCGACCUCACAACUUGUUCGAAGGAAAGAUCCUCCAUGGCAGAGGAUCUAGUUGGUUUGAGUUUGCUUGGGACAGAGCAUACCAGAGUUUGAAGUGUCAGUUGUGAUCUUGUCCGGUGCUUGGUAAUGGCUACUGUGCAGAAGUUGCCGGUGUCGAACCUUAGCACAACAGGUAAUAGUUACGGAUCUUGUAUUGCUGAUACAGCUGCCACGGAUCAGUUCCCCGCUGGACUGAGAGUACUCGUCGUUGAUGAUGACACAAUCUGUUUGAAGAUUUUGGAGCAGAUGCUUCGGAAAUGCAUGUAUCAUGUUACAACUUGCUCCCAGGCUACUAUUGCUUUAAAUCUGCUUCGGGAAAGGAAAGGUUGUUUUGAUAUGGUAAUAAGUGAUGUUUAUAUGCCUGAUAUGGAUGGAUAUAAGCUCCUUGAACACGUUGGGCUGGAGAUGGACCUUCCUGUUAUCAUGAUGUCUUCUGAUGCAAGAACCAGUGCUGUGAUGAAAGGCAUCAAACAUGGGGCUUGUGAUUAUUUGAUUAAGCCUGUACGUUUAGAAGAGCUGAAGAAUAUAUGGCAGCAUCUUGUUAGGAAAAAGUGGAAUGAAAAUAAAGAACAUGAACAAUCUGAUAGUGCAGAAGAAAAUGAUCGACAUAAACGAGGAGGGAAUGAUGCUGACUAUGCUUCUUCCGUUAAUGAAGGAAUAGAUGGUAGUUGGAAAGUUCAGAAAAAGAGGAGGGAUGCUAAAGAUGAUGAAGAUGAGGAUGAAUUGGAAAAUGAAGAGCCUGGUUCGUCAAAGAAACCCAGGGUAGUGUGGUCAGUGGAACUGCAUCAGCAAUUUGUCAGUGCUGUAAAUCAGCUCGGAAUUGACAAGGCUGUUCCCAAGAGAAUCCUUGAAUUGAUGAAUGUUCCUGGUUUAACAAGAGAAAAUGUUGCAAGCCAUUUGCAGAAAUUCCGACUAUACUUAAAGAGAUUAAGUGGAGUAGCUCAACAGCAAGUUGGGAUUUCGAAUUCAUUCUGUGGCCUUGUAGAGUCAAAUGCAAAACUUGGUUCUCUAGACAGACUUGAUAUCCAAGCAUUGGCUGCUUCUGGCCAAAUUCCUCCGCAGAUGCUGGCUGCUUUGCAGUCUGAGCUUUUGGGUUUACCAGCAGGUAGCCUAGUGUUGCCAGCAAUGGACCAGCCAGUUCUUCAAUCAUCAUUACAAGGACCCAAAUGCAUUCCAGUUGAACGUGGUGUGGCAUUUGGCCAGCCCUUAAUAAAAUGCCCACCGAACAUAGCCAAACAGUUUCCUCAGUCGAACAUUUCUGUUGAGGAUAUUCCUUUUGGGUUUGGAACAUGGCCACCUAAUUCUCUUGGUACGGUUGGCGCUUCAGGCAAUUUUGGGGGACUUAACACUCAGAACAAUAACAUGUUGAUGCAGAUACUACAGCAGCAGCAGCAACAACGGGAUGUACUACUUGAACCCAGCCAUACAAUUAAUGUUCAGCCUUCUUGCCGAGUAGUCCCUUCCCAAUCAUCAUCCAGUUUUCAGGCAGGAAACAGUUCUGUUCCCCUCAAUCAGAACUCCAGCUUUAAUAGCAGUGCCGUCAUUGAUUACGGCUUGCUUUCUUGUCAAUCAAAUAACUCCUCAUUGGGUGUUGGGCAAGUUAUUGAUGGGGAUCUCAAAAGUACUGGUGUACUGAAUGGGUAUACCAUACCAGCAAUUAUAUCCCCAUCAGUGUCAUCUUGCUCAGUCCUUGCUGACAACUCCUCAGGUUGGCAAGUUCAGAACUCGGCUGUAUCUUUAAGGACUGGCAGCCAAUUGCCAGGGCCUGUCUUUAAUGCAUGUGAGAUUCAGCUUUCUUAUGACACAAAAACAGUUCAAUUGCCUGAUCAAGGGCCUGGUAGGAAUCUUGGAUUCGUUGGUAAAGGUACUUCCAUUCCAAGCCGGUUUGCAGUAGAUGAUAUUGAGUUGCCAACAAACAACUCAAGCCAUGGAAAGGCAUUUAUGGGCAACAAUGGACACAGAGUGAAGCAAGAACUUAAUUUGGAUUUUGGGGAGAAUGCAAAAGUGGGUGUCCGUGUAUUGCAACAUUUUUCUCAUAAUGAUCUCACGAGUGUUCUCUCCAAAUAGAUAAAGAGUACUUUUUUUUUUGGUAAA